Elaeis guineensis (African oil palm) is the source of this 779-nucleotide messenger RNA. RefSeq names its product ubiquitin-ribosomal protein eS31 fusion protein. The record is from RefSeq and is a predicted model, not a curated record. Gene Ontology annotation, biological process: translation. Lineage: Eukaryota; Viridiplantae; Streptophyta; Magnoliopsida; Arecales; Arecaceae. Gene Ontology annotation, cellular component: ribosome. Gene Ontology annotation, molecular function: protein binding; structural constituent of ribosome.
UCCCAAAACCCUAGCACUCCCCGAUCCCAUUUUCUCAAACGCAAACCCUAAACCUAGCGGCGGCCGUCCUCCACCACCUGAGAGACGCCGUGCUCCACCGCCGGCAAGAUGCAGAUCUUCGUGAAGACUCUGACGGGCAAGACCAUCACCCUCGAGGUCGAGUCCUCGGACACGAUCGACAACGUCAAGGCCAAGAUCCAGGACAAAGAGGGCAUCCCCCCGGACCAGCAGCGCCUCAUCUUCGCCGGAAAACAGCUCGAAGACGGCCGCACCCUCGCCGACUAUAACAUCCAGAAGGAGUCCACCCUCCAUCUAGUCCUCCGCCUCCGCGGUGGAGCCAAGAAGAGAAAGAAGAAGACGUACACGAAGCCCAAGAAAAUCAAGCACAAGAAGAAGAAGGUCAAGCUUGCCGUGCUGCAAUUUUACAAGGUGGACGACUCCGGAAAGGUGACCAGACUCAGGAAGGAGUGCCCUAACGCCGAGUGUGGCGCCGGGACCUUCAUGGCCAACCACUUCGAUCGCCACUACUGCGGCAAGUGCGGCCUCACCUACGUCUACCAGAAGGCCGGAGGUGAGUAAGGGAUUGGACAGGAAGAGCCGAUUGGAGAUCGAUAUAUAGAGCUUUGCUUUAGUGGUUGCUUAGUUUCAAGUCUUAAGCCUGGAAGACAAAAUAAUAUUUGUGACGUAAUUUUUGAUUAAUGCUUUUAUGUGAUGGAUUAAUUAUGGUACAUUUGAAAUUGGGAUCUUAUUAUUGCUAGAAUUGCUUGUUUGAUUGUUAA